Messenger RNA from Archocentrus centrarchus (flier cichlid), 544 nucleotides. RefSeq names its product cortexin-2-like. Bases 1 to 258 code for a protein of 85 amino acids. Lineage: Eukaryota; Metazoa; Chordata; Actinopteri; Cichliformes; Cichlidae. The transcript has a single exon. The record is from RefSeq and is a predicted model, not a curated record.
AUGGCCGACGACCUCUACAGUAGCACCUUCUCUGCUUCUGAAUCAGACUUCUCCUCCUCAUCUUCAUCCUCAGCUUCGGCCGCCUUCCUCACGCUUGAGCAGAGGGCGGCCUUCAUUUUUGUCCUCAUCCUCUUCAUCUUCUUGGGCCUGCUGAUCGUUCGUUGUUUCCGGAUCCUCCUGGACCCAUAUCGGAGCAUGCCCUCCUCCACCUGGACUGACUACAUGGAGAAGGACACCUUUGAUUAUCGAAUUUCCUGACAGGCAGCCUGAGAGGCAGCAACCCUGACAAACAACCAUUAAACUGAGGUGACGAUCAUGCUAAGAAAGAGAAGCACAAACACAAGCGCACAUUUCCCCCCCCGGGUGCCUACGGUGGAGAGAAACCAGACCGCCCAACAGCAGGGUUAGACAAUGCUACCAAUUAAAAACCUAGAAUUUUUCAUAUAAUCUGGUAGUUCUCUUUGAUGCCUUGUUGUCUAUUAAUUAACAAACCCAAUACUCAUGUGAAAAGCACGUGCAUUUAAAGAAGCGGUUUAUUUACCAA